AGAAACUUGCUGGUCUUCUCCGGGUAGCAUCGCACCGUACCGCGGUCAGCUCCGGACAGCCCGGCCUGGGGACAAUGAGGUCGUCAUGCGUCCUACUGGCCGCUCUGCUGGCUCUGGCUGCCUACUACGUGUACAUCCCACUGCCCAGCGCGGUGUCCGACCCCUGGAAACUGAUGCUGCUGGACGCCACUUUCCGCGGCGCGCAGCAAGUGAGUAACCUGAUACAUUCCCUGGGACUGAACCACCAUCUGAUCGCGCUGAAUUUCAUCAUCACCUCUUUUGGCAAGCAAAGCGCAAGGUCUUCUCCGAAAGUGAAGGUGACAGACACCGACUUCGAUGGGGUAGAAGUCCGAGUAUUUGAAGGUUCUCCGAAACCAGAAGAGCCGCUGCGACGCAGCGUCAUCUAUAUCCACGGAGGAGGCUGGGCCCUGGCUAGUGCAAAGAUCAGCUACUAUGACCAGCUGUGCACAACAAUGGCUGAGGAGCUGAACGCCGUCAUCGUUUCUAUUGAAUACAGGCUAGUCCCACAGGUCUAUUUUCCGGAGCAAAUCCAUGAUGUCAUCCGUGCCACUAAAUAUUUCCUGCAGCCAGAAGUCUUAGACAAGUACAAGGUCGACCCUGGAAGAGUCGGUAUUUCUGGAGACAGUGCUGGUGGGAAUCUGGCCGCGGCCCUGGGACAACAGUUUACCUACGUUGCCAGCCUGAAGAAUAAGCUCAAACUGCAGGCUUUGGUCUACCCAGUCCUGCAGGCUUUGGACUUCAACACACCCUCUUACCAGCAAAGCAUGAACACUCCGAUCCUGCCGCGUCAUGUCAUGGUUAGGUACUGGUUAGACUACUUCAAGGGCAACUACGACUUUGUAGAGGCCAUGAUUGUGAACAAUCACACUUCACUUGAUGUAGAAAGGGCUGCAGCCCUCAGGGCCCGUCUCGACUGGACAUCCCUGUUGCCCUCGUCCAUCAAAAAGAACUACAAGCCUAUCAUGCAGACCACAGGGAACGCCAGGAUCGUCCAGGAGAUCCCUCAACUGCUGGACGCUGCUGCUUCUCCGCUCAUCGCAGAGCAGGAAGUGCUAGAGGCCCUCCCGAAGACCUACAUCCUUACCUGCGAGCACGACGUCCUGCGGGACGAUGGGAUCAUGUACGCCAAGCGCUUGGAGAGUGCGGGUGUGAACGUGACCUUGGACCACUUUGAGGACGGCUUCCAUGGUUGUAUGAUUUUUACAAGCUGGCCGACCAACUUCUCCGUGGGAAUCCGGACUAGGAAUAGUUACAUCAAAUGGCUGGAUCAAAACCUGUGACGGAGGAAACUCCUCAGACGCAUGAAGCUCUUGACCUCCGUUUGCUUUGGAAAAAACAAAACAAAACAAAACAAAACAAAAAACAAAAACACUGCGCAUUUCAAUCAUCUGCACCUUUCCCUCGUUUUGCAUUAGUACUGAAAUCUGUACCCUACAGACCUUAUAAUAAUUUGCAAAGUGACUCUGACUAACGCGGUUAAGAACAUCUGAACUUGGUUUCCCAAAUGACUCAGUUUUUGCUUUCUUUUCUGAAGCCCGAGUGCUAGGUAGGAAUGGCCACAGUUUGAAGAGCUAGAAAUAGCCUUAGGUCGGGCUUCUGUUAUGUGCUUUCCAGAAGCAGUUUUUACAACUGUAGGUAAGGUUGUAAAUUCUGAGGAACAACAACACCACCACCACAACCAUGAGCCUUUCUUCAGUUUGCUCGGGUUGACGCGGGCUGCAGAGCAGCGUCUAGUGGACAUUCCGAGGCCAGCUCUUGGGACUGUGUAGCCUCUGCCUCCCAGGAUGUUGUCUUUCAUGUGGGAAUUUUGACAGGAUUUCUAGCAAGACAGAUUUCUUCUCGAAAGCUUUUCUUCCUCAGGAGUAUGAAUUUUCUGAGCUAGCUGCUGUAAAUUCAGUGAGGCUAAAGGGAUACUUGAAUGUUAUUUUUUUUCUCCUAAGAAAAUGGGAGGCUACAUGCACUGGAUAUGUCCUUGGGAAAAUCUUUGGGGAACAAACUUAUUUAACUGUAGAGUAAGUUUCCUAUUAUGAAAUAAGUAAAGGUAGAAAAAUAAUGGUCUGUUGUUACUUAAGAAUACUCCUGGCAUAAGUUACUAGAAGUGGUGUGUAUAUAUUCGGGGGAGUAAGGAAAUAAGUUAUGUUUAAUAAUAGCUUAAGAUGACCAGCAAUGCCUGUAGAAGGCUUUGUCCGUUUUUGGCAGAAGGCCUAGGGCAUCGAAAACUCAGCCUUUUCACUCGUAGCUGAAAAUGGGACUAUUUUGGUAUAGCAGUUGUUUUUUUUUAAGUUAUUUAAUGUUAAUAUAUAUAUAUAGCUAAACAGGGUUUUUCUGAAAAACAUUAUAAAAAAUUUAAGAUAAAAGGUAUUUUAAAAAGAAAACUACCAUAAAGUUAUAUCCACAUGUAAUUUUUUUGAGGAGAUCGAUAAGAGUAGUAGGCACCACAUGUAAGUCAGGGUCAAAUACUUGGAUAUUUAUCUGCAUAUGCAAAUUAAAAUAAUUAGAAACUUUCUACCUAGUACGUCAUGUUGUACUAGGUACAUGAUGCUGGUCAGCCAUCCUUAAUCCAAAAUUUUGAGUCAAGUCUUAUAAGUGGAAAAUUCCAGUGAACAUUUAUUUUGUAUAUAAAAUUUUAAACCUAUUGUGUGAAGCUACCCUCAGGCUAUGUAGAUCAGAUGUAUAAAAAGCACAAAUGAAUAUCUCAAUUACAUUUGGGUUCCAUUCUCAAGAUAUUUUAUUAUGUAUAUUCAAUUCAAAUAUUCUAAUGUCUAGAAAAAUGAAAACCCUGGAUAUUCUGGUCCUGAGUUGUUCAGAUGAGGGAGAGCCAACCUAUAGUUUAACAGCUUAGGUAAGACUCACUCUGCCCAUGCUGGCCAGGGGAACCCUCAGGGGACUCCUCUGGGUGAAGGGCAGAUGCUAGCACUGCCUGUUCUUAGUUCUCCUUCCAUUCCUGUCCUGAAGUUCUAACUGCCGAGCCUUACCUUCAUAGAAGGUCUUCACUGCCAGAGUGGGCAUCUUGCAUAGUAAGGGAUUCCAGAUUAGAUAUGAGUUGAGCACCCUGCCUUUCUUCCUAUCACCCCGCUUCUGCUGAUAGUCCGUGCUACAUUAAGGGACUGAGCAGAGAACACUCAGUCAAGUCCUGAUCCAUUUCGUCAUGAAGAGAGCAGGACCUUUCCAUUCUAUGAAGGGUGCGUGUUUCUGGUUUCCAGCAGCAGGAUAACAAGUGGGAAUUUACUCACUGACUUCUCAUUUAUCAUAAAAGCUGCAGCACCUUUAUGUACAGAACAAUGUCACAGUGUGUGUGUGUGUGUGUGUGUGAGCGAGCAUGUGCUGUCUGCAUAUGGAAAUAACUACAGCACAGGCUACCUUGCUGAUGUGUCCAUGUCACUGGUCUCCCUUUUAGCUAAAAUCUGAGAGUAGAAUAACCUGAUCUUUGAGGCCUCUUCCAAUGUUAGUCUUUUCUAAGGUAAUUUUUAGUAGGUCAUAAUUCAGUAUAUACUAGCCUACUCAUCUCUGAAGACUGACUUUGCUCGUAAUUUUUUUUUAAUUGGCCACAUAGCAUUAAUGCCUCCACAGGGUUCCUGUGUUUCACAUUUACGAUAUAAAUUGAUACCCAUCUUCAGCUGAGGUUGUUAUGGGGGGCUGGAAUCACGUGUUUUUUAAACCUGAUAUUUUCAUUCCUAAUUGAGUGACAGCCAUCUUUUAAGGUGUUGGGCAUGGAACCCCAGGCCUUACCUGCUUGGCAAGUGCUUUACCCCCGAACUACACCUGAAGCUCCAUUCCUUGUCCCUUCUGCACCAUUUAAAGGUGGGAACUAUAUUUUGACUUUAUCUACCUCUGAGAAAGAGGAAAAUGUAAUUAUUCACAGAGUUUCUCAAAAUGGCAUCUUUCCUCCCAAACUGGGAGCCAAAUUCUGCAGAAAUCAUGGACAGUAAAUGGUGACAGAUGUCUGAAGGGGUCUCAAAGAUGCAAGGGAACAUGGGGUCAAAGGGGCCACCCACCACAUCUGAUGAUAUGUUAGUUUUGUUGUUCUUUGGGGUUUUAUUCUUCCAGGUAUGUUAUGCACUACAGCCUGAUCUUUUCAGUCUAAGACAGCAUGGCUUCACUUUCCUGUGUUAUGAGAAGGUCACACUUUGGAAUACUGAAGGACAAUCCUGAAGUGCUGCAGCGCAUAGUGAAUGCCUCUUGGUGUUUUCACGUUCGUCUGUGAGGACUCAUAGACUUACAGAAUGAUGCCGAAUGGAAUGUUUUGUGCAUGACCUUUUAACCUUUGGCUAUUGCCAAUUCCCCACUGCAAAGGGGAAGGCAGAUUUUAUGAAGAGUUUUAGGAAUAAAUACAUUUUAUAGAAUGGAAACCCAGUAUGGUACUGGGGAAGUUUAUUCAUGCUUGCAAUCUUGUUUGGAAAUAAAAUGGGUCCGUCUGGAA
Molecule: messenger RNA, 4441 nt
Organism: Mus musculus (house mouse)
Lineage: Eukaryota; Metazoa; Chordata; Mammalia; Rodentia; Muridae
Gene: Nceh1
Product: neutral cholesterol ester hydrolase 1
Exons: 5
Coding region: 75-1301 (408 amino acids)
Cellular component (GO): membrane; plasma membrane
Molecular function (GO): sterol ester esterase activity; carboxylic ester hydrolase activity; acetylalkylglycerol acetylhydrolase activity
Source: RefSeq, marked validated